Messenger RNA from Stomoxys calcitrans (stable fly), 1738 nucleotides. It is a transcript of the gene bond, whose product is annotated as elongation of very long chain fatty acids protein 7. Lineage: Eukaryota; Metazoa; Arthropoda; Insecta; Diptera; Muscidae. Bases 221 to 1144 code for a protein of 307 amino acids. Gene Ontology annotation, biological process: fatty acid elongation, polyunsaturated fatty acid; sphingolipid biosynthetic process; very long-chain fatty acid biosynthetic process. Gene Ontology annotation, molecular function: fatty acid elongase activity. Gene Ontology annotation, cellular component: endoplasmic reticulum membrane. The record is from RefSeq and is a predicted model, not a curated record. The transcript is spliced from 6 exons.
GCGAUCAACGUUUAGUUGAUGUCUUCUUGGCACCAUUGACGGUUAAGAACCGAAAAGAAUUACGGGGUUGGAGAAAAAGCAUUUGAUUUGAACGGAAACGGAUAUACAAAAUUUUAAUUUUAAAAACGAUACACGCACACACACACAUUCCCAUACACACAAAGUAAGAAGCCUAGUAAAAUUUUCAAAUCUAUGGUAGCCUAUUCAUAAGUAAAACAAAAUGACGACCUACAUGAGGGAAAUAAACGAGCGCUAUAUGAGUCUCUCCAAAGGAGUUGACGAAACCAUUGACAGCUGGUUCCUAAUGAAUUCUCCAGGCCCCGUAUUCAGCAUAGUAGCACUUUAUUUGAUGAUUGUUUUGAAGAUCGGUCCUACCUUUAUGAAAAACCGUCAACCCUAUCAACUAAAGAAAAUCAUGGUUGCCUAUAAUGCCUUCCAGGUGUGCUACUCAAUAUGGAUGUGUCGUACGUCUUGGCGUGAAAGUCGUAUCACUGAUACGCUGAUGUCCAAGAAGUGCGAAAUUCAUCGAACUCGCGAACAGAGUUUGGCCUUAUACUCGGGUGCAUGGUUCUACUUUUUCUCAAAGAUCAUUGAUCUGUUGGACACCUGCUUCUUUGUGUUGCGUAAAAAGCAAAAUCAAGUCACUUUCUUGCAUGUAUAUCAUCACACCAUUACAGCAUUGUUCUCAUGGAUGUACUUGAAAUAUGCUCCAGGCGAGCAAGGCGUUGUCAUUGGCAUCCUCAACUCUGGAGUCCACAUCAUCAUGUAUUUCUAUUAUAUGGUCGCCGCCAUGGGCCCCCAAUAUCAGAAAUACUUGUGGUGGAAGAAGUACAUGACCAGCAUCCAGUUGAUACAAUUCGUUCUGAUUAUGGCCUACAUGGUUACCAUUGCCCUCAAAGGCUGCAACAUGCCCAAGACGUUAACAUUCUUCUUCAUUGCCAACACCAUGAUCUUCCUCUAUCUGUUUGGUAAUUUCUACAAAAGGACCUACAAGACGAAGAAUGGUGGAGCCACCAAGGCUGCCAUUCAAGCAGCCAAUGGCUUGGGCUGCAUACCCUCCAAGGCCUUCCUGUCGCAGGGCGACCAAAUGAAACGAUUAAUCGAUAACAACAAUAACACUAUUAAAUCGACCAAAGCUGAAUAGAACCAAUGGUGAACAGGGGGGUAUUUUUAUUAUAAUUUUUUUCGUACAAGUGUACUACUAAGUUAAUUUAGUCGUAAGCCAUCGUCGUAAAGUUAGUUCUUCCUUCAUCAUGCUGUUUAAUUUUUAGUUGUACUCCUAAGUAGGUUUGAUUUGUAAAUGUUUUCUAUUGUUUAUUUCGAGCCGAUUUCGUUUCUUCUCCCGCCUUGUUUUGAUUUACUCACUUUGGUCCAACUCGCCGUAGCUGCUCCAUCUGAGAGGCUUUUUGUGUUGGACUAUGCCGUCAUUUCAAUUUGUGUGUGUGAAUGUGAUAUAGUAUGUCUGAUUCAUUUUAGUUUGUAAAUAUGUUUGUGUGAAUGUCUGUCUGUAUCAAAGGAUGUCACCAAUACACACGUACGUCGAUGUUUUAUGUGCGUGUGAUUGUCCUGGGCCCCAUUUAGAAUCCCAAAGGAGAAACGAAAGCGAUUUUCGUCAUUAUAAAUGCAAACACAAACAUAUGCACAUGCAAUGUAUGUAUGUAUCAACUUCUGUUGGUACACAUGUAUGUGUGUUAAUGCAUGUUUUUCCAUAUGCAAAUAAAAGGAUUCAAAAAGAUAA